Messenger RNA from Lodderomyces orthopsilosis Co 90-125, 195 nucleotides. RefSeq lists its product as uncharacterized. The coding region runs from base 1 to 195 and encodes 64 amino acids. Lineage: Eukaryota; Fungi; Ascomycota; Pichiomycetes; Serinales; Debaryomycetaceae. The transcript has a single exon. The record is from RefSeq and is a predicted model, not a curated record.
AUGUCAGGACGUCAAGGUGGAAAAGCCAAGCCUUUAAAGGCUCCGAAGAAGAAGCAAAAUGAAGAAGACGAAGAUGAUGCUGCUUUCAAAGCAAAACAAAGAGCAGAUGCAGCAGCAAAGAAAGCAAUGGCUGAGAAAGCCAAGAAAGGUGGCCCAUUGGUAGGUGGUGGAAUUAAAAAGAGUGGUAAAAAGUGA